Molecule: messenger RNA, 2895 nt
Organism: Actinia tenebrosa (Australian red waratah sea anemone)
Lineage: Eukaryota; Metazoa; Cnidaria; Anthozoa; Actiniaria; Actiniidae
Product: NEDD8-activating enzyme E1 catalytic subunit
Biological process (GO): protein neddylation
Cellular component (GO): nucleus; cytoplasm
Molecular function (GO): NEDD8 activating enzyme activity
Source: RefSeq, a predicted model, not a curated record
CAUAAUGACAUUUCCAUUGAAUGAAAAAGGUGAUAUGGAGCAGUAACGAGCUAGAAAAACAAGGAUUUUACGCUAUCUAGUAGUCUUGAUUUGAAGAAUCUUGGAAUGGAAGUUGAAGAGAGUUCAUCUGAUGUGUCAGCAGAUGGUAAUAACUGGCCUGGAAGAUGGGGCCAUUUGCAAAAGCUUCUUGUUCGUAGUGGACCACUUGCGCAUCAAGACUUUGAACCAGGCCCACAGGUUCUAGAUUUUAUACUAGAAAAUGCAAAGGUAUUGGUUAUUGGUGCAGGGGGACUAGGUUGUGAACUAUUAAAAGAUUUGGCUCUUUGUGGCUUUAGAAACAUAGAUGUUAUAGACAUGGAUACCAUUGAAAUUUCAAACUUAAACAGACAGUUUUUAUUUAGGCCUAAAGAUAUAGGAAGACCUAAGGCUGUAGUGGCAUCUGAAUUUGUUAAUUCUCGGAUAGCAGGAUGCUGUUGUACUCCCCAUUAUGAUAAGAUCCAAGACCAUGAUACAGAUUUCUACAGAACCUUUCACAUUGUUGUGUGUGGAUUGGAUUCAAUUGUAGCAAGAAGAUGGAUAAAUGGCAUGUUGAUGAGUCUUCUGGAGUAUGAUGAUGAUGGGAACCUAGACCAGAGCUCAGUGAUACCUAUGGUGGAUGGCGGUACUGAAGGUUUUAAGGGGAAUGCAAGAAUCAUUAUUCCAGGGAUGACAUCUUGUAUUGAAUGUACACUAGAUCUCUACCCUCCACAGGUGAAUUUUCCAUUGUGCACCAUUGCACACACACCAAGAUUACCUGAGCAUUGUGUUGAGUAUGCUAGGGUACUUCUAUGGCCUCAGGAACAACCAUUUGGAGCUGAUGUUCCAGUUGAUGGUGAUGAUUCUGAACACAUUCAAUGGAUACUCAACCAUGCAAGGCAGCGUGCAGAUGAGUUCAAAAUCAAGGGAGUGACAUAUAGACUUACUCAAGGAGUCGUCAAGAACAUUAUCCCAGCUGUAGCAUCAACUAAUGCAGUUCUUGCAGCUGCCUGUGCUCUUGAGGUUUUUAAACUAGCGACAAGCUGUUGUAAUCCUUUGAAUAACUACAUGGUGUUCAAUGACACCCAGGGUCUGUACACCUAUACAUUUGAAGCAGAAAAAAAAGAUGAUUGUGCUGCUUGCAGUCAAAGACCACAAGUUCUAGCAUUCAGUGAAAACACCACUCUAAAGGAUGUUGUAAACUUUCUUUGUGAAGAUUCCAAGUAUCAGAUGAAAGCUCCAGGAAUCACAACUAUGAUCGAUGGAAAAAAUAAGACAUUGUAUAUGCAGUCCGUUAAAUCGAUAGAGGAACGAAUAAGAGGAAAUCUGUCCAAAACCCUUCAAGAGCUCGGACUAACUGAUGGACACGAGAUAGUGAUUGCAGACUCGACCACACCUAAAGCUAUUAUAUGUAAGAUCCACUACACUUCGACCAUGGAGUAGGUGCACACUAUACGUGAUAUACUCGUGAUACUUAUGCGGUGCAACAUAUAUGAUAUGUGCACUUGUAAGGAAGCAUCACAGACUUUACUAUAACUACAAUAUAACAGAGACAUUUUCUUCUAUCAUGGAGUAGGCACAUAAUGUGUGUAUGCCGUACUCAUGAUAUUAUAUGCAAAGAGAAAUGUCUGUCUGCAAGAUUACUUAGAAUUUCAUAAUUUGGGUCUUGAUUGGAAAGGCGAAACAUUGAGGGGGAGAUUCACAUAGACUACUGUUGAUGUAUUGUGACUAAAAUAUAACGGGAAAGAUAAGAAUGAGAAGGGAGCAAAGCAAAGGGACGUGACAGAAAGGAGGAGAGGAGAAGGGAAGGGAAGGGAAGGGAAGGAAAUGGAGCACCAUGGAAAGUGAGAGUAAAGAAAAGGAAUGGGAACUGAAAGAACCAAGGAGAAAAGAAAGAGGAUUGAAAGAAGAGCAAGUGGAGAAAGCGAAAGCUUUGUUUUAGUUUAGACCAGAAUCAAGACCUAGUUAGUUUUUCUUGGAGUCAUUUACCUAAUUCUCUUUUUUUAUAUAAGGAAAUGUUUUUGUGAGGAAAUGUUUUCUUUUUUGGUAUAACUUGGGAGAAAAUCGAUAAAUUUUGCUCGCUCCGUAUUUUUGUCGCGGUUCAGAUAUCACAAACGUCUCCAAAAUCUCUAAUUUUAAGCCCCUGUAUUUUUCAUUGCAUUUAUUUUUUUAUUGAAGCUUAUGUAUUCAUUAAAAACAUUUCAGAUGAAGACUUUAGUUCCAAAUAUACCUGGGGAUAAAAGAUGAUAUCGUAAAAAGGACCAUCGCCAUGAUUUCACAUCUCGCUCGCAUACUCAAAAAGACGUGAAGGUUUUUCGAGUGGAAAAGUCGCAUAGUCCCAGUAUCGCCCAUUCUAUACGGACCUUAGCCUAAUGGAAUAAUUCUAGUUCUCCCAAAUUGGGGUCAGUUUAGGGAUACUUUAGGCGGCGCAGCAAGUAUACGUAUACACCAACAUUGUCGGUCGGAGUUCGGAGUCAGUCUGAAAUCUGGGGGACUUACAGGAUGAUCCAUUCACAGCGGUUCAUUUGAAUAUCAAUAACACCUAAAUAUAAACCAAAAAAAAAGCAUCAAAUUCGCACACAACAAGGCUAUAGGAAAUUGGAUGAGACAGCUACCAAAACAUGCGAAUCAAUAUACGCGUGCAAUAACCAUUGAACAUUGACAAUACGCACUCCAUUGAUCGGUUUAAUUUAAUAACAGGAUAACUAGGUUAUUUACUGCGCUAGUCUUCAAUUACUAUCUUGAACUGCGGUACUUAUACUGAUAUCACUCUGACCCGGUGUCGGAGCUGCCUGACUGAUUGAUACCUGAAAAACUAUUCCAAUUAAAAACUCAAUGUCUAAUUGCUCAUUGAGCUAAUUAAAAAUAACUUAUCUCUUA